Messenger RNA from Achroia grisella, 2459 nucleotides. RefSeq names its product zinc finger protein 271-like. NCBI's taxonomy places the organism in Eukaryota, Metazoa, Arthropoda, Insecta, Lepidoptera, Pyralidae. The record is from RefSeq and is a predicted model, not a curated record. Bases 149 to 2359 code for a protein of 736 amino acids. Gene Ontology annotation, molecular function: RNA polymerase II cis-regulatory region sequence-specific DNA binding; DNA-binding transcription factor activity, RNA polymerase II-specific. The transcript is spliced from 2 exons. Gene Ontology annotation, biological process: regulation of transcription by RNA polymerase II.
UCUUUGCUCUGAAUUAAAAAAACCCGUUAUAAAUAAUUGUAUACACUGACCACUGUCAAAUUCCCUAAAAUACACUAAAUCCAUUACUGGUUUUAUUAUUCUAUCACAAUAUUAUAUAUGAAGUGAAAAAGUCUGUUAGGUUGCCGAAAUGCAUUCAAUCACCGACCACCACGACGCACAAGUAAAGGAGGAGCCUUGGUACUCAGUAUCAGAUGUAGCGGCAGUCAAUAUACGGGGAGACAAUCUGCAUGUUACUGGUGACACUAAACAACAGUCGCUUCCACUAGAUGAGGAGUAUCGGCAAUACAAUGAAGGUAGAAGUACUGAAGAGGAGCAGUGGACUGAAACAGAGGGUAAUGGGCAGGACGUAGAUAGAGUAGUGGUUGUAAAGACUGAGUAUGUUGAUGAAAACGAAGAACCAGCAGAUGUUAAUGAUAUAUUUUGUGGUGAGGUAAAUGAUAAUGUCCUAGAACUGUAUGAGGAUCAUGAAAUAAAAAACGAGAUGGUUAUAGGACCUACAGUUGUACAAGUGGAGUCUAGUAAAUGCAUGAAGCAUGAUAUACAAAAAUCAAUACAACAGAAGAGAAGAGGACCAUCUAACAGUAAACAAGUCCAUAUGUGUGAUAUAUGCAGGAAGACAUUCAAGGAUCAUAAAACACUAAAAGACCAUGUGUUAUUGAAAAACCAUGUUGUUGAAAAGCCAUAUAGUUGCAAUGUUUGUAACAAAUGUUUUAAAAACAAGAACUAUCUACCCAGACACAUGUUGGUACAUUCCAAUGAAAAACCAUACAGUUGUGAUGUUUGUAACAAAUGUUUUAGAUACAAGGACUAUCUAAGCACACACAUGCAAAUACAUACCAAUGAAAAACCAUACAGUUGUGAUGUUUGUAACAAAUGUUUUAGAACCAAGAACUAUCUAACCAAACACAUGCAAAUACAUUCCAAAGAAAAACCAUAUAGUUGUGAUGUUUGUAACAAAGGUUUUAGAAUUAAGAUAAAAUUAAUCAGGCACAUGCGUGUACAUACCAAUGAAAAACCAUACAGUUGUGAUGUUUGUAACAAAUGUUUUAGAUACAAGGACUAUCUAAGCACACACAUGCAAAUACAUACCAAUGAAAAACCAUAUAAUUGUGGUGUUUGUAACAAAUAUUUUAAACUGAAGAAUACUUUGAAACAACACAUGUUUGUACAUACCAAUGAAAAACCAUAUAGUUGCGAUGUUUGUAACAAAGGUUUUAGAAUUAAGAUAAAAUUAAUCAGGCACAUGCGUGUACAUACCAAUGAAAAACCAUACAGUUGUGAUGUUUGUAACAAAUGUUUUAGAUACAAGGACUAUCUAAGCACACACAUGCAAAUACAUACCAAUGAAAAACCAUAUAAUUGUGGUGUUUGUAACAAAUAUUUUAAACUGAAGAAUACUUUGAAACAACACAUGUUUGUACAUACCAAUGAAAAACCAUAUAGUUGCGAUGUUUGUAACAAAGGUUUUAGAAUUAAGAUAAAUUUAAUCAGGCACAUGCGUGUACAUACCAAUGAAAAACCAUACAGUUGUGAUGUUUGUAACAAAUGUUUUAGAUACAAGGACUAUCUAAGCAUACACAUGCAAAUACAUACCAAUGAAAAACCAUAUAAUUGUGGUGUUUGUAACAAAUGUUUUAAACUGAAGAAUAAUUUGAAACAACACAUGUUUGUACAUACCAAUGAAAUACCAUAUAGUUGCGAUGUUUGUAACAAAGGUUUUAGAAUUCCGAUAAAUUUAAUCAGGCACAUGCUUGUACAUACCAAUGAAAAACCAUACAGUUGUGAUGUUUGUAACAAAUGUUUUAGAUACAAGGACUAUCUAAGCACACACAUGCAAAUACAUACCAAUGAAAAACCAUAUAAUUGUGGUGUUUGUAACAAAUAUUUUCGAAUAAAGGGUCGUUUAACCACACACAUGCUUGUACAUUCCAAUGAAAAACCAUACAGUUGUGAUGUUUGUAACAAAUGUUUUAGAACCAAGAACUAUCUAACCAAACACAUGCAAAUACAUUCCAAAGAAAAACCAUAUAGUUGUGAUGUUUGUAACAAAUGUUUUAAAGUGAAGAGUAAUUUAAACACACACUUGCUUGUACAUUCAAAUGAAAAGCCAUACAGUUGUGAUGUUUGUAACAAAUAUUUUGUAACGAAGAGAUGUUUAACCAGGCACAUGCUUGUACAUAGCAAUGAGAAACCAUACAGUUGUGAUGUUUGUAACAAAUGUUUUAGAAAAAGGAACUAUUUAAGCAGACACAUGCAAAUACAUUCCAAAGAAAAACCAAUGAAAAGCCACAUAGGUGUGAGGUUUGUAACAAACAUUUUGAAAUUAAGAGCAAUUUAACCAGGCAUAUGCUUGUACAGACCAAUGAAAAGCCACAUAGGUGUGAGGUUUGUAACAAACAUUUUGAAGUUAAGAACAAUUUAACCAGGUACUUGCUUGU